Malaclemys terrapin pileata is the source of this 1399-nucleotide messenger RNA. RefSeq names its product carboxypeptidase A1-like. Gene Ontology annotation, molecular function: metallocarboxypeptidase activity; zinc ion binding. Lineage: Eukaryota; Metazoa; Chordata; Testudines; Emydidae. Bases 47 to 1306 code for a protein of 419 amino acids. Gene Ontology annotation, biological process: proteolysis. The record is from RefSeq and is a predicted model, not a curated record. The transcript is spliced from 11 exons.
CAAUAUAUAGGAAGUGGGGCUGAGCGACAAUCUCUCAUUGCUGACCAUGAGGGGGCUUCUGGUUUUUGGUGUUCUUUUCGCUGCGGCCUUCAGCCAAAAGCUCUUUGUGGGAGAUCAGGUUCUCCGCAUCAGGGCCAGCAGCGAAGAGCAGAUUGCAUUACUCAGGGAACUGGGGGAGCUGGAAGACCUUCAGAUUGACUAUUGGCUUAGCCCUGCCCAGCCUGGUCUCCCAGUGGAUGCGAGAGUCCCCUUCCAUAGCCUCCAAGCAGUCAAAGUCUUCCUGGAGUCUAACACCAUUCUGUAUACAAUCACGGUAGACGACGUGCAGGAAUUACUGGAUGAGGAAAAAGAGGCCAUGAUGGUGUCCAGGCAGUUCGAGAGAAGCAGCAACAGCUUCAGCUUCUCCUCCUACCACACCAUUGAAGAGAUCUACAGCUGGAUGGACAAUCUUGUGACUGAAAAUCCAGACCUGGUUAGCAAAAUUCAGAUUGGGCAGAGCUAUGAAAAGCGACCUCUUUAUGUGCUAAAGUUCAGCACAGGAGGCGUUAACCGUCCUGCAAUCUGGAUUGAUACUGGCAUUCACUCUCGAGAGUGGAUCACCCAGGCGACCGGAGUGUGGACUGCCAACAAGAUAGUCACUGAAUAUGGCAAGGAUGCCUCGCUGGCUGCCAUCCUGGACACCGUAGACAUCUUCUUCGAGAUAGUCACCAAUCCCGACGGGUUUGCUUAUACACACAGCACAAACCGCAUGUGGCGGAAGACCAGGUCCAUCAAUGCUGGAUCUUCCUGCCGUGGCGUGGACCCCAACAGGAACUGGGAUGCAGGCUUCGGAGGCCCUGGUUCCAGUAGCAAUCCCUGUGCAGAAACGUACCACGGACCCUCCCCUCACUCUGAGAGCGAAGUGAAAUCCAUUGUAGACUUCGUCCUGAGCCAUGGCAACGUGAAAGCCUUGCUCUCCAUCCACAGCUAUUCCCAGAUGCUGUUGUUCCCCUAUGGCUACAAGGCAGAGCCUGCUCCUGACCACCAGGAACUGAAUGAUCUAGCCAGAGAGGCAGUGGCUGCCUUAGCUGAACUACAUGGGACUAAAUACACCUAUGGGAGCACGAUCGACACCAUCUACCAAGCUGAUGGCACCACUAUCGACUGGAGCUACGACAACGGGAUCAAGUACUCCUACACCUUCGAGCUGCGAGACACUGGCCGCUACGGCUUCCUCCUGCCAGCCAGCCAGAUCAUCCCAACAGCUGAAGAAACGUGGCUGGCUCUAAUGAAGAUCAUGGAGCACGUCCGGGACAAUCCCUAUUAAUCUAACACAUCAUGAACAACAGCGGCAGAGGGCAGGUGGUUAAGCCAAUGCAUGGGGGUUAGUGUCACAUUAAAUAAAGGAUUCAGCCUUGCA